AUGAUUGCAGAGACAAACUGGAUGAUACUGCCUGUGGCAGGUGUUGUUUUCGGCGCAGUGCUUUUGAUAGCACAGCAAUUGAUCCAAAGCUUGUAUAAGUCGAAGCCAGCAGCUGCUCCCAAAGGAGCUUCUACCCAAAAGACAAACAAGUUUCAUUCCGAUAUGAACGCCCCUCCACCAGAACCAACCCCGCUGUAUAUUACACCUGAUCAGGUUCGUGGAAGGGACGAUCGCCCAUGGAGACCGUUCAGGCUGCCUUAUCAUCAAACCAUGUCCAUCUUCAAGCUCGAUAUAAACCACUGGCUUGAUAUGGAUAAGUACUAUAUCCAUUAUCUGGAGGAGAAAAAGAGAAUUUUCCACACUUACAAGGAAGAACACAUUGGAUGGACUCCUAAAUCGAGAGAGGCUGUCUACGAGUUACUGGAUACUGUUAAAAACCAUAUGCUGAAGAGAUAUCCUUUGCUAUUUACCACAGAGGACAACGGAGUCCACGUUAAGGUCGAACUUACUGGAGAGGUUCUUGACUUUUCUGAGCCUAUCAAGGAACAUCCCCUUGUCCUUGUUUCCAAGAUGGCCAAGGAAGAUUUUUACAUCGUGGAGAAGUGCGAUGAUGGAGAGUUCAGACUUACUGCAGCAGCAGUGCCAUUCCCUGGCGGAUCGUUUGGCGUCGGUGAAAAAAUCGGCAAGACUGUGGACGCUAUUCACGAUGUUGUUCCUUACUACGCCGAGAAGCUCCGCACGUCGAUGCUCAGAUUCUUUGAUAAGAUGGCCCCUGCUGACCCCGUGGAGAGAGCGUCUUUCUACAUUUCCUGGGACCACAAGUUAUUCUUGAACAAUAUAUAUGCAAUGAAAGAAGGUGACAAGGUUGACUCGAGCAUCCUGCCUACCGAGUUCAACGUGAGAGUUGAGAGACAGACGUUGAGAAGAUUGCCAAAAUCCAAAGCCAUUGUUUUCACGAAUCACCCAAUCUUUUACUCUAUAGAAGAGAUGAAAGACGAACCAUUGAUUCCAUCUCUCUUGCGCAAGAUUUUGGAUGAAGCUCCGGAUAAAGUUAUGAAGUACAAGAACUUUGAUUGCUUUAGAGAGCAUCUGGUUCCUUAUCUCGAUGGCUUGAUCCAAAGACAAGUUGAUCUGGGUCUCAUUGAUGAAGAUACACCGGUGAGAACGCUUCCAUCAUAUCCUUUUGCUGAGUUCAGAAAAGAUUAUGAUGAAAAGAGCGGAUGGACUAACCCUAAGAACCCUGUCAACUAUUCUUCUACACUCAAGGACGAGAUUUUGUCCGGAAUACCGCUGGAAAGGGCCACUCUAGGAGAACCGUCCGCAACUGCUGCGCGUGCCGCGAGGGCACAGAAUGCAACAAAAGCUUAG
Ogataea philodendri is the source of this 1368-nucleotide messenger RNA. RefSeq lists its product as uncharacterized. The coding region runs from base 1 to 1368 and encodes 455 amino acids. The record is from RefSeq and is a predicted model, not a curated record. Lineage: Eukaryota; Fungi; Ascomycota; Pichiomycetes; Pichiales; Pichiaceae. The transcript has a single exon.